Molecule: messenger RNA, 471 nt
Organism: Volvox carteri f. nagariensis
Lineage: Eukaryota; Viridiplantae; Chlorophyta; Chlorophyceae; Chlamydomonadales; Volvocaceae
Exons: 2
Biological process (GO): protein phosphorylation; regulation of cytokinesis; mitotic spindle organization
Cellular component (GO): spindle midzone; spindle microtubule; chromosome passenger complex
Molecular function (GO): protein kinase activity; ATP binding
Source: RefSeq, a predicted model, not a curated record
AUGCAGGUGAUUGCGCCGCUGCUGCGAGUGCUAGAUCGCAUGCACGAGCUGCACAUCAUGCAUCGAGACAUCAAACCCGAAAACAUUUUCAUAACCGCGGCCGGUCAAGUCAAACUGGGGGACUUUGGUCUGGCUAUCGACUGGACGAAAGAGCUGCCGUUUAGUCGCUCCGGAACCCUAGAUUAUAUGGCCCCUGGUGACAAGAACAUACGCCCGUACUCACCCGCCGUAGAUGUGUGGGCCGUCGGAUGCCUCGCUUACGAGCUAGUCUGUGGCAGACCGCCGUUUGAGGUGGAGGACGAGAAGCAAACCGCCAGCCUUAUCAUUUACUCAAACACAAUCCAUUUUGAAUCCACGGCAUCAGCGGCCUGGGCGGAUUUUGUCACCCAGGCGCUGCGCAAGGAUCCAAGAGUACGACCCACGGCAUCGACGUUGCUGAGCCAUGCGUGGAUUCGGAGCAACUUGGAGCGU